GAAACAUAGGUUAAUUAUAAACUUAUGUAUUAUCAGUAGUGAGAUAUAUUUUGAUACUUGUUUGAUGACAGAUGACAAUUGCAUAUAACAAGGACCCUAGCCCAAUUAAGCUUAAUUUGGGAAUUGGUGCUUACCGAACUGAGGAGGGGAAACCUUUGGUUCUUAAUGUUGUGAGGAAAGCUGAGCAGCAGCUUAUCAAUGACAGCUCACGAGUCAAGGAGUAUCUGCCCAUUGUUGGAUUGGUUGAGUUCAACAAGCUAAGCGCUAAGCUCAUACUAGGCGCUGACAGUCCUGCUAUUCGAGAGAAUCGGGUUACAACCGUGGAGUGUUUGUCUGGUACUGGUUCCCUCAGAGUUGGAGGAGAGGUUUUAGCCUAGCAUUAUCAUCAGAGAACAAUUUAUAUUACUCAGCCAACAUGGGCAAACCAUCCUAAAAUUUCCACCUUAGAGCAGGCUGGUUUGUCAGUGAAAACUUACCACUACUACGAUCCGUCGACACGUGGGUUGAACUUUCAAGGUUUAUUAGAAGACAUUGGUGAUGCCCCACCUGGUUCUAUAGUGCUUCUCCAUGCUUGUGCUCAUAACCCAACUGGUGUUGAUCCAACCCUUGAACAAUGGGAGCAAAUCAGAAAGUUGAUGCGUUCAAAAGGAUUGAUGCCAUUCUUUGACAGUGCUUAUCAGGGCUUUGCAAGUGGAAGCCUGGAUACAGAUGCGAAACCGAUUAGGAUGUUUGUUGCUUAUGGUGGAGAGUGCCUCGUUGCUCAGAGCUAUGCAAAGAACAUGGGACUCUAUGGAGAACGAGUUUGAGCUCUCAGCAUUGUAUGCAAAUCAGCAGAUGUAGCGGGAUACGGAAGAGUCGAAAGCCAACUUAAACUAGUCAUAAGACCAAUGUACUCAAACCCUCCGAUUCACGGUGCAUCAAUCGUGGCUGUAAUCCUCCGUGACAGGAACUUGUUCAACGAAUGGACUCUUGAACUGAAAGCCAUGGCUGAUCAUAUCAUCAGCAUGAGAAAACAGCUUUUCGAGGCGUUAAGUGCUCGAGGGACGCCUGGUGACUGGAGUCACAUCAUAAAGCGGAUUGGUAUGUUUACGUUCACGGGUUUAAACUCAGCUCAAGUCUCUUUUAUGACUAAAGAGUACCACGUUUACAUGACAUCCGACGGGAGGAUAAGCAUGGCUGGUCUUAGCUCCAAGACGGUUCCGCACCUUGCUGACUGAUAAUUUGUGGGAUUAUGAGAGCUUCUAAGUGUUUUAACCGUGAUGAAGCACACGAACAAAGUAAAAAAGGAGUGAAGUAACCGUAAGUAUUUGAGAGAGAAGAGAAAUUUGCGAAUUUAAGAGAAUGAGAGGAUUUGUGAGAUUGAGAGA
Molecule: messenger RNA, 1367 nt
Organism: Brassica oleracea var. oleracea
Lineage: Eukaryota; Viridiplantae; Streptophyta; Magnoliopsida; Brassicales; Brassicaceae
Product: aspartate aminotransferase 3, chloroplastic
Biological process (GO): amino acid metabolic process; biosynthetic process
Cellular component (GO): mitochondrion
Molecular function (GO): pyridoxal phosphate binding; L-aspartate:2-oxoglutarate transaminase activity
Source: RefSeq, a predicted model, not a curated record